This is a messenger RNA of Aspergillus homomorphus CBS 101889, 1476 nucleotides long. Its product is annotated as heme-dependent oxidative N-demethylase family protein. The transcript is spliced from 3 exons. The record is from RefSeq and is a predicted model, not a curated record. The coding region runs from base 1 to 1476 and encodes 491 amino acids. Lineage: Eukaryota; Fungi; Ascomycota; Eurotiomycetes; Eurotiales; Aspergillaceae.
AUGGAUGCACCGCUUACCCAGGGCAACGUGUGGCUAGUCGCUCUUGUCAUGGUCGCACUCUCGGGGGUAUAUCUGGUGGUGGGCAAGCGGCAAGGCAGCAGCUCUCUGGCCAGUCGGUUGCGCAGCUACACAAGAUCGGACCGUGGCGCACGCCAACCAUCACCAGCAUCGAAUGAAAAGCAGGCUCUUUCGACUGGGCUUUCCUCGCCAGCUAGCUACGUCGAUGCUCUUCCGCCGCAACGCCGCCAGGCGCUGGCCUCGCUCAAGCUCUCCGUUCCGUACGAAGAGAGCGACGAAGACGAAGUCAAGCAGCACAUGCUACCUAUGACGGCCGACUACAGAACCAGUCCAGCCAGAAGAUACACUCCCACGGGGUUUUCAGUCGCAGAGCUCAAAGCGCUGGGUGAUUUCCCAGACUACGCGACGCUCAGCGGCGUGCCCUUGCCCCAACCAUACCCGGAGUUCGACAUCGACAAGGCACUGCCCCGGCCCUACCGGCCCUUCCGAUGGGCGUACCACCAAACAAUGUCCCUCACCAAGAUGGAAACGGACUGGUGGAUCGAGCUCGAAAACACCUACCGCGACCGCGUGGCGCAGCGCCGGGCCCUGUACGCGAAGCACGGCAGCGGAGUGCUGGGCUACCUGCCAGGCUCCGAGCUGGCCUGCAAGGAGCUGAUGGAGAUGGUGCUGCAGUUCGUCUGCGCGCGCUAUCCGCAGUACUUCUCGCUGGAAGGCCAGCGGAUCUUCCACAACCGUAUCCUCAGGACCCAACAGGACGUCACCAGCAAACACCCGCUCGAGAUCCUGAUCGACAAUAUCCCGGAAGACUUUGGGAUCAUGCUGCGCGACGAAGCCACGGGGUUCUAUUUCCUGCGCGCCGGCGUCGUCUGCUCCUCGCUUGGGUGGAACGUGGGCACGAAGAUCGGGAUGCAGCUGCAUGAGAUCCACGAGACGAUCCCGGAUUAUAAGGAGAAGAUGCAGUUUUCCAUGGAUCGGUUCUUCACCAAGAUGCCCGCCGAUAAGCCCAUCCAACGAGGCUCCUGGGGUCUGGAGGUGGGCCAACCACUGUACAUGCCCAAGGGCAAUCCGCACGAGGUCCUGCGGCUGUCUCAGGAUCCGGGUUUGAAGUUGGAGGACUGCAAUCUCCGCGUCGACUGGCAGACGCUUCGGCGGCUUCCGCUGUCAGCGGCCGUGGUGUUCAACUUCAAGGCGCUGUUCACGCCGGUCACUGAGUUCCGCGAUGAGCCCGGGGUGCCCGCGCUCGCGGCGACUGUUUUAAAGGAGGGGAAGAAGAAUCUGAUGGAGUACAAGGGGACGUGGCAUGUGGAGCAUGUGGUCGUUCCGAACUUGGAGAGGUGGGCCAAAGAGCAGGUAGAGAGCGGUGCUGUUCCUAAGGAUUGGGAGGUGGCUACGUUGGAAGAUAGCCCGUGGUUUAGGGGUUGGGAGGAUAAGUGGCAUCGUCAGCAGGGGUUUUAG